ACUGGGAGGGGUGGGGGAGAGCGAGAGAAAUACCUAAACUGGGAUCUGCCCAGGCACAAGCCCCGCUCCUUGCAAGAAGCCGAACCGGUCGCCUGCUCCUGGGCUUGUGAUUCCCCCAGCACCAUGUAGCAGAGAUCCCGUGGGCUCGUGUCAGCUGCAACAGCUACUGGGACGCAGGCGUUUUGUUUUGGUUCCCCCCCCCUCCUCCUGUCUCGCAAGCCUGAGAGAGUUUAAAAGCUUCUUCCUCCAGAUCCCUGCAGCACCUGCACCUCCCUGGAUAAACAGACCUGAGCGGAGGCUCUUGGUUGAAGACACUUUAACCAGAACCCAGCCCAAGGGAGGAGAGCGACUCAGAAGCAGCCGCUCAGUGACUCGAAAAAACUUUGCACCAAAACUUUUUGUUGCGGCUACUUUGCUUUGUUAACCCCUUUGGUCAGUUGUGUAACAUCUGCUCUUCUCACUGGUCUCUUUACUUUAAUCAGAUUUUAGCCAAAAAAAAAAAAAAAGGAAAAAGAAAAACCAACCCAAACAAACAAAAAACCCCAGAUCAUCCCAUGAGUUAGGAGGGGGGAAACAAGGAAUAAAGUUAUUCUGAAAAAAAAAACAUUUGGCCGUCAAGAAGAGAGGGAGGCAAACAAAACCUGUAGCAAAGGGGGGAAGCAGUGAAUGGAAAGAGCAGUUUCACUGGAAUCAACAAGGGAGAACUUCUGGACGCCUUGUUCUUCCCCCUCCCCACCCUUACCCAGCCUGAAGGCUUUGAAACUUGUUGCUGGAAAGAAAUUGACCCUAUUGACAGAUCUCCCUUCUUGCACGUUUAUAAAGGAUAUACUCAUAAUUCACAUCUGCACCAGACAUGAUUCCAAAGCACUGCACCGCCCUGGCUGUUUGUGUGCUUCAUGGACUGCUUUGGCUACAAGGUCUUGCUCUGGAAGAAGUGCUACUGAAACCAAAGUUGAACAUUACAGAAGAUCAAAUUGUAAUCAAUGCAGGAGAUUUCUUUGCCAUAACAUGCAGGGGAGCAGCCGCCUUGACCUGGCUAUGGGGAAAUGAGCCACACAAAGACGUUCCCCACAGGUGGACUGUAUCUGAGCACAAGUGUUCAGACAACAUACAGCAGACCUGCAGCAGGCUCACAAUCAACAAAGCUAUAGCCAGCGACACUGGUUACUUCACCUGUGUUUAUAAUCACCUCCUUUCUAACAAAGACCUCAUGGCCAAGACAUAUGUGUACGUUACAGACCACCAGAAUCCAUUUGUUCAGAUUCACCCUCAAUAUCCCAAAGUGAUAUAUGUAUUGAAUACUACCGAAGUGGUUGUCAUACCCUGCCGGGUCACCUCACCAGAUAUCAAACCCAAGCUUAGACAGCUUCCUUCUUCUUCUUCAGAGUUCGGCUACUGGAGGAUGGUGUGGGACCCCAGGAGAGGAUUUGUCAUCCCCUCUCCUCCUUUCCACUUCUUCAAAGGCAUACUCAUGUGUACAACCAAAGUAAACGGAAUUGAGUCCUCAUCCUACUAUAUACUACAGAAAGUGGAGGGCAGAAUACAGAACCUGGCUCUGAAAGCAAACUCCAGAAAGCUGCUAGUUGGAGAUACCCUCAACCUGGAAUGCAGCGCAGAGACCUUUUUCAAUGGACGGAUUGAAUUUGAAUGGCAGUAUCCUAGUGGGAGAGAUCAUAAGCCUACACGAAUUUUGAACAAAAGUCAGUCGGUUUAUAAAGGCUUCAGUAAUCUGACCAUCCACAACGUUACCAUGGAAGACAGUGGCUUGUAUAUAUGCAGAGCAGUCAACGUAACAGGACUGGAGACCAAUGUAAUGAUACUGAAGGCCAAUGAAACAAUCACAGUAUACAACAAAGCUUUCCUGAGAGUUUCCUAUAAGAAAGGACCUUACUACGAGGGGGUAGCAGGACACAAGUUACUGAAACUAGCUGUGAAGGUGGAUGCCUUUCCCCGCCCCAGUGUUACCUGGUAUAAAGAUGGCAAGCUAAUCAAGGAGAACCACACUUGCUAUGUACCAGAUCGAACGAAGUACAAGCUGGGCAUAAGGGAUUUGAGACCAAAGCAUGCUGGGAACUACACCAUAGUCCUGAGCAACACUAAACAUGGCCUGUAUGAGAACCUCACCAUCCAGCUGGUAGUGACAGAGAGGCCCAAAAUCUAUGAAAAGGAGACAGACUUUGACAAGGUCGCACAAGUGAACCUAGGAAGCACACAAAGCCUUCAGUGCACUGCGAGCGGGACUCCGGACCCCAAGAUCACGUGGGAAUGGGAGCCAUGCGCCCCUGCAGAAGACAUGCGCUGCAGACACGGUGGAAAAAGAAUUGUCGUUCAGAAAAACAUCAAUGAGACAGACAUGUGGACAGGCAACAGAAUCGAGAGCAUUGAGGAGAAAUACAUAAUGCAUGAAGAUAAAAAAAAGAUCAUAAGCAAGCUGACUACAGAAUAUAGCACUGCAUCAGGGAUCUAUUACUGCGUGGCUUCGAACAAGAUUGGCAAAGAGGAGAGAAGCAUCAAGUUCUAUGUCUCAGAUGUGCCAUCGGGUCUGCACACGGAGCCACAGAUCACCACCAUCAUGGGGAGUGAUGUUCAGCUGACCUGCAGAGCCUCCAGAUACAUUUACGAUCACCUGGCAUGGUACUACCCUUCCUCACAGGUGGUGCCCGCCAGCUUCAUGCAGGAGCAAAUUGACAGAUACUCCAUUUCCUUGACACUGGCCGUUAGUAAUGUCACAGAGGAACACGCCGGGCAGUACAAGUGCAUCGCUCAGAAUCGGCACAACAGCACGGAAGUGCGAGAAGAGGACACCCAGCUCGACGUUAAAGCAAAGGCAGUGCCAUAUAUUAUGCAGAACCUCACGGACCGAGAGGUUAACAUCAGUGGCAAGAUCAUUCUGGAGUGCAAAGUAAAUGGAACCCCAACACCUCAGAUUGCGUGGCGGAAAAAUGGCUAUCCCAUUUCACCUGCUUCAGGAAUUUCCAUGGAAAAUAACACCCUGGUCAUCGAACGAGUGAAAAAAGACGAUGAAGGACUCUAUGAAUGUAGGGCUUCCAAUGAAAUGGGCAAUGACAGCACAUCAGCAUUUAUUAAAAUACAAGGCUCUGAAGAAAAAUCCAAUAUUGAAGUUAUCAUUUUGGUCUGCACUGGUCUAGCAGCUACCCUUUUUUGGCUUCUUCUGACCCUUUUCAUUCGGAAACUGAGAAAACCUGAUGCCACAGAUAUUAAAACGGGAUACCUGUCAAUCAUAAUGGAUCCAGAGGAAAUGCCCCUUGAUGAGCAGUGUGACCGUCUGCCAUACGACAGUAGUAAAUGGGAGUUCCCAAGAGACAGGCUGCGGCUUGGUAAAACACUGGGUCAUGGUGCUUUUGGGAAGGUCGUGGAGGCAUCUGCUUUCGGUAUCGAUAAAUCUUCAACCUGCAAAACAGUCGCCGUUAAAAUGCUUAAAGAAUGUGCAACUACAAAUGAGUGCAAGGCUUUAAUGUCCGAGCUGAAGAUCCUCAUCCACAUAGGACACCAUCUGAACGUGGUCAACCUGCUGGGAGCCUGCACCAAAGCAGGAGGUCCUUUGAUGGUUAUUGUAGAAUAUUGCAAAUAUGGAAAUCUGUCUAAUUACCUGAGAGGAAAACGAGGGGACUUUGUUGCAUAUAAGUCCCAGGAGAACUCUGACCAAGCAGAGAAAAGUCUGGAUGAGUCCAACAGUGAUUUAACAGAGCUGAUCAAGAGGCGCCUUGAGAGUGUGGCCAGCACAGGAAGCUCGGCCAGUUCAGGAUUCAUUGAAGAUAAGAGUUACAGUGACUCGGAAGAGGAAGAAGAAGAUGGUGAGGAUCUGCAAAAGCGACCCCUGACCUUGGAGGAUAUGAUUUGCUAUAGUUUCCAGGUGGCAAAAGGCAUGGAGUUCCUGGCCUCCAGAAAAUGUAUUCAUCGGGAUUUGGCAGCAAGGAACAUCCUUCUGUCGGAAAACAACGUGGUUAAGAUCUGUGACUUUGGACUGGCUAGGGAUAUUUACAAAGAUCCUGACUAUGUACGGAAAGGAGAUGCAAGACUUCCACUUAAAUGGAUGGCUCCAGAGGCUAUUUUUGAUAAAAUUUAUACUACGCAGAGUGACGUGUGGUCUUUUGGCGUGUUACUAUGGGAAAUAUUUUCUCUGGGUGCCUCACCAUACCCGGGAGUGCAAAUUGAUGAGGACUUCUGCCGCCGCCUCAAAGAAGGAACACGGAUGAGAUCACCAGAAUAUUCCACUCCAGAAAUCUACCAGACUAUGCUGGAUUGUUGGCAUGGAGUUGCCACAGAGCGGCCCACCUUCACAGAGCUGGUUGAGCGCUUAGGAGACCUCCUCCAGGCAAACGUGGAACAGGAUGGUAAAGACUAUAUUCCACUGAACAUCACAUUAUGCCUUGAUGGAGAAUCUAACCCAAAGACCUGCCCAGUGGAAGAAAACUUGAGCAAUUGCAUUAAUCGCUGGAGUGCAUUGGGAAUAGGUAAUAACAGUAAGAAGAGACCGCUGAGUGUGAAGACAUUUGAUGAGGUGCCAGUGGAGAAGCAGAAAAUGAUGAAUGAGGAGAGCGAGUCAGAUAGCGGGAUGGUGCUGACAUCUGAUGAGAUGAAAAGCCUGAAGAGGCUGGAAAUCCGCUCCUGGCCUUAUGGGAUUAUGGCUCUAGCGCAGCGAGCUGUCAGCAAGAGCAAAGAAUCCAUGUUAUCAGAGCAUGAGAUUGUGAAAUACCAGCCAGCAGUACAGAUUGAUGAAGACACCAUGGACUUCACCCUGGAAGACUCAGUCCUCCUGCCCAUGGAUCCAAACCUGGAAUGCCACAGCCCACCUCCUGACUACAACUCUGUCAUCCAUUAUUCUGCCCCUCCAGUGUAAUCAGCCCAGUUCGAUCUUUGCACCUCUUUCAGCAAUGCUGGAUUCUCACAUGCCUCCACCAUUUGUACAGGCUGUUUAAAAGGACUAGGGUAAAAAGAGGAGAAGGAAACUGACAGGGUCCCUGCUAUGAAUGGAAACCCUUAAAGAGCAGCUACCUUAAAAGGUAUAUUUCAGCUUAUCUAGCUAACAUACCAGAAUCAAAAAUAGGAGCUGCAGCCCAAAAUUGCCCCCACUCCUUACUCCCCCCGCUGGAUUGCUCAGUGGCAAUUGCAGAUGUGCAAGGUAUUUCAAUCCCUUUUUGCUCAUUCCAUACGAGAGUCACAGAGAAUCAAAUCAAGUCAGGUGUGAAAACAGUAUUGAUUCUGCUGGCCAUACGUAGACCCUGCAAGGAUUAUACGCUCAGAUGCUGUCCGGAGAUCAGUUAAGAACUGCAGCCCCAAACACUGAUAUGUGGAUUUUGAAACCGUACAUUAUUUUAAAAACAUGGGGAUCUCAUUGUCCCUCCCAAAAUAUAUUUUAAAUAUCAAAAUUAUUUUGCUUAUGGUUGGUAUUCUAAUGGUGUUUAUAAAUCUUCUAGGAUCCCUCCUUAAAACCAUAUAACAUACACAGAGCAUGGGUACUCUGAGUACCUGUAGAAAGCCUGGAUUCGGUUGCAUUCUGGGCACACUACACAGCUCAUCUAUUUCCCCAGGUGUUUCCUUUGUGGGAACAACAAUUUAUUUUAGUGCAUUAUUUUAUAAUGAUUGUUCAGCACCCUAGGUCUUUGGAUAAGGACUUUAUAAAUUUAGAUAAAUAAAUUUUCCUGUGUGUGUGUGUGUGUGUGUGUGUGUGUGUGUGUGUGCGCGCGCGCGCAACAAUGCAGGCCAUAUGCCACUGGGACACCAACAGUUUAACAUAAUUAUUCUGUUUAACUCCUGACACAUAUCUUUAUAGAAAGCACUUCCCCUAGAUUCCACUGCUGAUGCCAAACACAGUUUGAUUUUUGGAAUACCAACCAACAUCACACUAGGAGCAAUCUGACAUUUAGGUUUGUACUGCUGGGGCCCAUGCAGCCUGACCAGCUUGCUAUUGUGGUGUGUAAUGCCCUAAGCGAGUAAGUCAAAGCUUUUCGCAGUCAGGCCUGGCUGGAUCACGGAUCUACACAGCUGAGAAAUUCAAAGUGACCUGCCCCUCACCCCCCACAUGCUAUGUACAGCAGGAGAAUUGUAGGUUUGCCAGCAUGCACACCCAUCUCCUCCUUGCAGCAACCUCACAAGUAAGCAAGUAAUCCUUGUAAUUGAAUGCACUGUGAAGUAAUCUCAGCUGACAUUAAAAAUUUAGGCAGGAGUAAAGCAUCUAGGAUAUCAAGUCUAAAGCAAGGCUGAGAAAGAUGCUCAUUGACUGUCAUGCCUGUAACCUCCUAAAUUAUAACCUGGGAAAAGGAGCUUUACAUUAAUUUUCUCCCUGGGGAUUUUUCCAAGACCUAGGAAACCCCUCCAUUUCCUUCCCAGGUCUGGCAUUAGCAAUUACCUCUUUCCUUCAGAGGACAGAUCUUUUUAAAUGAUCACAAACCGAAAGAAGAAAAGGCACCUGGCAAACAAUGUGAGCAUCUUUCCCUAACUCCUCCAGCAUAGUGAAAACAGACCAAAUGCUCUCAGAAAAUUAGAAUCAUUUUCAAAUUACUAGGUAGACCUGAUAACAUUGAAAUAAGCAUGAAAGAAGACUCAGGUAUUAUCACAGGGGAAAACAAAACAUCCCAAGCCCAGUGCCCUCUUAACUGUGAAUGGUAAAACAUUUGAAAUGGGGGAUCCUCAGAUUGUAAUCCCAGUUCUCUUUAGUUCCUGAAUUAAUCUGGAAAAAGCAUGCAGGCUCCCAUUUAAAAAAAGAGAUCUGCAGUAAUUCACAAGGAUGAGUCCCCUUGUUCCUAGUUGACCUGCUGGGAAGUUGUGGUCUGUAAUUGCUUUAUUGUCAUUUUUGCACUUCUUUGUAUUGUAGUAACUAUGUGUUAACUAGAGCUGGUCAAAUAAUGAGAGAAACCUAUUGGGGAAUAAUUUAUCUAAAGAGUGACAAAAAGCUCUUUUGAUCAGUUGUUCAGUGAAUAUUAAAUUGACCAUCUAUAGAGCUGGUCAAAUAAUAAAGCACUUGGUUUGCAGAUAAUUUAUUCACAAGACAAAUGGAAAAAAUGUCUCCAAUAUAUAACUCUGCUGGGUCUAGCAUUAACAGUGUCAAUGUGAGACAGUUUUUGCUGUUGUACCUUGCUCUUAAGCUUGUGAAAAUUACAGUGUGUAAAAAACUUUUGCUUGCAAAUUCUAAAUAUAAGGAGGCCUAGGGAAAAAAUAACAGUUGCAAGUAUAUAAAUGUGCUCUCCAUUUUUAAAAUAAAAUUGGAAACACUGCUGUGCUAAUUAGCUGCUUCCAAGAAAACUCAGCAUCUUUUCCCUUCCCCUUUGUUCAGAACACAAUUUGCAGAGGCUUUUAUGAAACCAAAGGGAUGCAGGGGUUGUGUUCUAAGUGGAACCAAGGGAGUGCCUUUAUUUAAGGGGGCACUGCAUCUAGAGUCUUAUUAUGGCUUUUAGCCAACAUCCAUCACGGUUGUUUUUAUGUCACAUGAGAACACAGAAAUGCAGGCCUGGGCACUCUCCUUGAGAUCUGCAAAAUUAUACCCAUCUUAAUCACUGGUUCCAUGGAUGGGUCUCUAAAAAUUGAGGACCUCCCUGUGAUUCAAGGAUCAGGAGACAUCUAGGGCUAGCCAUGCCUGAUGCCCAGUUCAUCAGAACCAGGACAACCCCUUAAUCCCUAUCUGAGGGUGGGAGGGUUUGGUUCCUUUAUGUCAGCGUCAAAGCACUUAAGAAGUGUCCUGAACAAAACUGCAAAUGAUCAAGGUUUGGACAAAUGUGUUUCCAACUUUUAUUUGAGUGGAAGUUUCUUUUCUUCUUCAUGGUAAAUGAAACCAGCUGAACUAUUACCUGACAAGUAUUAUUCAUGUAUGUGUCUUGUAUUUUAUUUACUAAUAUUUUGUUUGUACUUUCCUCUCCUCCCUUAAUUUAAUUAUUGUUCUUUCCUUACAUUGGUGUAUAUAGUUUACCCAGUAGAGGCAAAUAUAGCAAUUCCUCUAUAUGAUUAUGUUUGUAACAUUUUAGUCAAGAGAGAGAUGGAGAUCCCCUGACGUAACAGAGUUAAGUAUCUUUACUAAACAUUUCACUAAUGCUUGCGGGCCAGGCUUGGUUUACAGUACUCUCCCAUUUCCAGUUUAUAGUGACUCUCCUUUUGGCUGUUAGCAUCUUUGGCUCUCCUUUAUUCCCUUUGUUACGUAGCUUCAGUUAGAAAACAGGAAGUGAGAGGAAUCUGGUGGGCUUGUAACAUUCCUGCAGGUAUCAGCAGUGCAGCUCAAGGUAAAAGGGAGGGAUUUUCCCAGGUUCUAGUCUAACUCGAGGCUGAUCUACUGGCAGGAGGAAGAGAGGAGGCCAAAUUGCUAAGUGAUGUAAUGUUUGAUUUUUCAGACUUCUCAGGGAUUCCUAUUUGACUCCAGAGGGCAGUUGGCUACCUGCCUUUCUAAUCUGAUUCAGUUUAAUGACAACUGUUAUUAAUCAGUGUAAACCUGUUGGGCUUUUUAUGGUGCUUUCCCCUUCUGUUUUUCCCUAGCAACCCCAAAGUAUCAGGCAAAGGGACUCUGAGCAUUCAGGGGCAAGGAUCUCCCCUGAUGAACCCUGGGGUGAGAUAAGAGGCCAAGGAUAAGGUACCUCAUUGGGGUCCACAACCAUCUUAUUAUUCUGGUGUUUCUUGACAUCUAUAUUCCCUGGUUCCCCCUUUUCCUUACUAUCCAUGUAUCUUAACACUUAAUUUCAUGGAAAGUGCAGAUCAUGUAUAGCCUCCCUCCUGGCUUCUCCCAGUAGCUUCUUCUCUGCCUUUUGGCUAAGAUCAAGUGUACAACUGGUUUCAGUCUGAUAUUGCCCAGGUAUCCUGUACUUGCUGGGGAUUGACUAGAUAGCUAAACAGGUCUUCUUCUUUUUUCACCUUUAACUUUAACCUUUUCCCAUCCUAAGACUUCCUACAUUGGCUGUGGCUUUUUUAUCUCUAUCAGAAACUGUCCCGGUAGCAUCUCCCUGAACAAAAUAUGUUUCUUCUCUUCUGGGUAUUUAAAUACCCAGCUUCUCCAGCAAGCUAAAAUUUGGUGGAUUUAUAGCUGAAGUCUAUUUGUCUCUCCUGUCUCCUUCAGACACUUAGAUCACUCUUUGCCUCUUUCACUUUAUCUUAACCAGCUGGAGGGCCCAAACUCAGACACUGGACCCAUCUCCCCCUCCCCUGAGUGCCAGGGCACCUCCAAUCAAAAUGAAAAUCUCAUGUCUCAGGCCUUUCUCUGUAGUAGGCUCAAAUGAGGACAUUAAAUCUAGACCCCUGUUAAAUUUGGAUCCAUGCUGAGAUCCAAAUCUAAAUAUCUCCAAACGCCACAGUUUGGAUCUCUCUCUAAUGUGAACACUGCUCUUUCUUGCGACUCUGUUGGGCAGUUGUCUGGAGUCCUUCAAAAGGCCAUGGCACUUUAUCACUUCUUCUCUGCUUCCUGUGUAUUGUGAAGAGUGUUCACUGGCACUUUACUCUGUAACCAGUUAGUCAAAAGCUUAAGACAUAAAUUUUCUCAAUAACAUUUCAUCUUCAGCAGUGGCACUGUCUUGUCACAUCCCAUCUUACCUGGGAAGUGUUAUCGGCUUUUAAUACAAUUACAAGGGUGUGGUCUUGAUUAAUGGUUUCUAGCUCCCAAGUCCCAACUGGGCAAUCCCAUGGAAUAAAAUGCCUCUGAUGAAACAUCAUCAGCAAAAUGUCCAUAACAAGAUAGGAUGCUACAAAGCACAGGAUCUGUAGGAGAUGAUGCAAUUCUGAACUCAAACACAGGGCCUUCUUCUUAAAAUUAAUUGGAAGGAGAGAACAGGAGAGGAGGUAUGAAUUUCCCUUGUUCGACCACAGCUCUGGUUUGUUUGUACCAAGUGUUGUUUCCAUAUUGUGUAGAAGGACAAAAAGUCCCAGUUCCUGGCUGGACUGCAAGAGCUCACUGGCAUGCCAACCAAAUAUGAUGCCUUAAAAGAUAUGGUUACUCACGAAGACUAGCAUGGAAUGCAGGAACCAAAGAGUGUCUUUGCCCGCCUGAUAAUCCUGUUUCACAAGAGCCAGCCCAGCCUUAUUAUUCAAUUCAUUUUUCCUUAGACCUUGAGCUGUCAAAGCUGUUAAUGAAAGCUGGGAAAGCCCAAUAACUGUGGAGUUAAGGAAAAUAAACUAAGCAAGUGCCAUGGUAUUACUCAAAUCACUAUGGAAUGUCUGGGUGCCCUGUCCCUGUCUGGCUGAAGAAUGUAUGCACUGAAAACUCCGCUUUCUUACAUAGUCGAAAAUUGUAUUGUAUCUAUUAACCAAAAUAAAAUGAUUCUAUAUUUAUACAG
Messenger RNA from Terrapene triunguis (Three-toed box turtle), 10265 nucleotides. RefSeq names its product vascular endothelial growth factor receptor kdr-like. The coding region runs from base 854 to 4861 and encodes 1335 amino acids. The record is from RefSeq and is a predicted model, not a curated record. Lineage: Eukaryota; Metazoa; Chordata; Testudines; Emydidae. The transcript is spliced from 30 exons. Gene Ontology annotation, molecular function: vascular endothelial growth factor receptor activity; ATP binding. Gene Ontology annotation, cellular component: plasma membrane; signaling receptor complex. Gene Ontology annotation, biological process: vascular endothelial growth factor receptor signaling pathway; positive regulation of kinase activity; protein phosphorylation.